AUGGAACCCAGUUCCAUUCCAAAUGUAACAAACAGAGCAUUCAACAAUGUCGAGUUGUCUCAAGGUUGGCUUGAGAAUGGAGAAUGCCCUGAAGGAACAAUCCCAAUUAGACAAGCUCGAGCAGAUGAAUAUGAUGUACAUCGUGCUAUACCCCCAGUUGCACAUCGGAAAAAGUUUAAUAUCAGCCUUGAUUAUGAUUAUAAUCGUGGUCACGAGUACGCUGUAGUUGAUCUACGUGGUGGCAAUUACUAUGGAGCACAUGCAUCAAUUAACGUAUGGAACCCUGCAACAUAUACUGGGGAAAUUAGCAUUGCUCAAAUAUGGCUUGCAUCCGGUCCUAAGAACCUACUAAACACCAUUGAAGCUGGAUGGCUGGUUAAUUCACGUGACAAGCAAACCAGGUUCUUCAUAUACUGGACUCGUGAUGGGUACCAAAGAACUGGGUGCUACAAUCUUGAUUGUCCUGGUUUCGUGCAAGUAAACCGUAGAUUUGCAAUUGGUUCUCCCAUCAAGCCUGUCUCAAGCUACAACUCAAAGCAAUAUGAGAUAGGGAUAACCAUAUACAAGAAUAAGGGACAUUGGUGGCUACGGGUGCAAGAUCAAGUACUUGGAUACUGGCCUCACUUAAUUUACACAUACUUGGCUAGUAGUGCUACCGGAAUUAGCUGGGGUGGAGAGAUUUACAACAAAGGCGAAGGGGGACAUCAUACAUCAACUCAAAUGGGAAGUGGACAUUUUCCAAGUGAAGGCUUUGGAAAAGCAAGUUAUUUUCGCAAUAUUCAAUAUAUGGAUUACACAGGAAAAUUCAAUGACCCUGAUCAAGGACUGGUAGCAUAUGCAACAAAACCUUCAUGCUAUAGUAUAAGUGUUUCCAAUAAUAAGAAUGGAGCCUAUGGAACCAAUUUCUAUUUUGGGGGUCCUGGGUAUUCACCAAUAUGUCCGUCUUAA
This is a messenger RNA of Corylus avellana, 948 nucleotides long. Its product is annotated as protein neprosin-like. NCBI's taxonomy places the organism in Eukaryota, Viridiplantae, Streptophyta, Magnoliopsida, Fagales, Betulaceae. The record is from RefSeq and is a predicted model, not a curated record.